AUGACCGUCGAUGACCAGAAGGCACUCCUUGAUAGGCCAUUUGGAGUUGAUGAUGAAGAGUCCAUGACCAAGUCAAAGCAUCUCCGGAUUGGCAAGUUGGCGCUCGCAUCGCUCUUACUAGCUUGUUUUCUAGCCAAUGCGGAUGAAUCCUUUAUCCUUACGACAGGCAGUGAUGUCGCCGCCGCUCUCGAAGCACCGGACUAUACCUCGUGGCUUAUUACUUCGUAUAAUCUGGGCUAUACAACUGCGCUUCCAUUGCACGGUCAAAUAUGCGAUUUGACUGGACCCAAAAGAGCCAUUCUAUUAGCCUUGGUCAUGUAUGGAUCUGGCUGCAUUAUGACGGGAAUCUCGGGUUCAAUCCACGUCGCCCUCGCUGGUCGUGUUAUCUCAGGAAUCGGCGGUUCUGGAAUGGUUGAACUAGUCUCCGUUCUGGUAAAUGAAAUGGGCAGCUUUCAUCGCGUCGCGGUGUUGCGCUCUUAUGUUACCACGUCUUCGAUAAUGGGAAUUACUUGCGGUGCUCCCUUGGGUGCUCUGCUCACUAGCUACCUUGGCUGGCAAUGGGCAUUCUUGAUACAUGUCCCAUUUGCGAUCCUGUGUAUCGCCGUGAUCUUUCUUACACUUCGCAUUGAGAAGCCGCAGUCUAAUAUCCCCACUGGACAAACAUAUGGAGCGAUUGAUGCGAGUAAGGAUGGUGGCGCUAAGUUGAAACAGAGGUCUUUCGAUGUUGCAGGGCUUGUUUUUCUCAUGGCCGCAAUCGUAUGCUUGCUUGGCCUAAUUCAAGUGAUCCCAGCGCAAGAUAUGGAGAAUAGGUCAAACUCUCUGGUCACUCUAGGGGUCGCUUGCUUGACAUGCUUUGCGGCGUUCUUCAUCAACGAAGCCUAUGUGGCCCAAAACCCAUUGAUCCCGCUUUUCCUCCUCAAGCCACACAACCUCGGCUUGAUUUAUGCCGCUCAAGUGCUUAUUGGACUGACAAACUCUGCUUCAAUACCGAUAGUUUCGGACUACUGGGUCACCACUCGAGGGUUCUCAGCCGUGGAGGGCGCAAUGUGCUGGGCGCCAUCUACCUUUGGAUUUGCGGUUGGCUCACUAAUAGCUGGCAGGUUGAUACAAAGCUCGGGCAGAUAUCUUCUUUACACAAAGAUCGGCGUUCCGCUGGCUUGUUCGAGUUUUCUCCUUAUGCUGAUACGAUGGGCAUUGUAUGAACCGAAUAUGUGGGAGAUCACGUAUUCAUUUGCCUCGUCGGUGGGACUCGGAAUGAUUCUUUCUUCUCAAUUUGUUGCCCUAUCAGCCGCCAAACCGGAGGCAAAUGCGGCUACAUCCGUCACGACUUUCUACCUUUGCCAGCAGAUAGGCUUUAUGGCAGGUGUAACCUCAUCAAGGGCCUUGGUCAGGAGCGCCAUUGAAAGUGGACUGAAAGCUGCUCUUGGGAACAACACUGGAAGCCGGGAGGUAAGUCAACAUCUACCGAUCCUAUCACUGCAAAAGACUUACGAUUUCAAUGACGAAUAG
Messenger RNA from Penicillium canescens, 1509 nucleotides. RefSeq lists its product as uncharacterized. Gene Ontology annotation, cellular component: fungal-type vacuole membrane. Bases 1 to 1509 code for a protein of 502 amino acids. The transcript has 8 exons. Gene Ontology annotation, molecular function: basic amino acid transmembrane transporter activity. NCBI's taxonomy places the organism in Eukaryota, Fungi, Ascomycota, Eurotiomycetes, Eurotiales, Aspergillaceae. Gene Ontology annotation, biological process: basic amino acid transport; transmembrane transport. The record is from RefSeq and is a predicted model, not a curated record.